AUGCCAACUUAUUCGCAAGUCGAGGAAGAACUAUAUUCUAAGUGGUGCUCGGAAUUUGAUCUUGCAAGGUACCGCUUACUUGCCAUAGUUCGACAAGAAGGGACUCAAGAAGUAAAGCGUUUGGGGAUUGCCAUCGAUAAAGAAAUAUCACAAAAUACAUAUCUUAAAUUUUGUGAAAGCGAGCGAGACAUUAUUGUUAAAUACUGUUUAAUUGAUGGAAAAAUAGAAGCUUAUGAUAUGCCUGACGAAUCUCACGCAUAUGUGCAAGGAGAGUUAUCUUUUAUAAUGAGAAGCUGGAGUAAUCAAUUAGCAGUCACAGGCGAAAGAGAUCUCAUUGUGAACUCAAGGAGUGUCUAUCGUGGUGAUAUUAAUGUUAGACCAAAACAUAUUCAACCUCAACAACCUCAACGACCUCAACCCCCACGGGCAGGACAACACUGUCCAAAUUUAGUUGUGGAAAUAGGAAAUACAGAGGGUUUAGGUCAUUUACAUAGAAAGGUUGUGGGUUAUUUUUCUUCACAAACCACGACUCAAUUAUAUUUGGCCAUCAAAUUAUUUCCUCCUCGUCCAAAUAAUACUUUUGCGUUGCUUGCACUGCUGUAUUCACGCAAUAACCCAAAUCCAACAAUACCUGUCAUCGUAAAGUCGUUCGGUACAGCAUCUCUAAGCAUUCCCACACGAAAUUAUCUCCAAAAUACUAUAAAUGUUCCGGUCAAUAUAAUUACUGGAGUCGGAAUUGGGCCAGUUCCAAUUCCAUGUGAUAGGGUCAAUAUUCCUGAAUAUCAAUUAGCUAUUCCCACUAACCCACUUUUCAAUGGUGCCCGUGGUGGUGUUCCUAUUGGUACACCUCAAUACUUUUAUAUAGAUUUAUUUGUAUUGCAAGAUGUAUAUCAAAAUUCACUUUAA
Molecule: messenger RNA, 906 nt
Organism: Diversispora eburnea
Lineage: Eukaryota; Fungi; Glomeromycota; Glomeromycetes; Diversisporales; Diversisporaceae
Source: the annotation of a GenBank genome assembly